AUGGCGCUUCAUCUCACGCCACUGAAGCGCAGUCAGUUACUGGAUCUAGGGAAGCUGGUGGAGUCGGUGUUGCAUUCAUCGUGCUCCUCCUCGCUUGUCUCCUCAGGUGGGAUGUUGAGUGGUGGCAACGGCGUUGUCCACCAGGUUGAUGCUAGCGUAGCCGAACACCCUUUUGCUUGUGGGGCCUUUUGUGACGUCUUCGAGGAUCCCUUGACGCGAAACGCAUGGCGCCUCUACGACAAGAUGCUCUACCUUGUGUGGUGGUCCCACCGUCCGCCAUGCUGCACCGAGUGUGGCAUGCAGGAUGCCUGGGUGCCUUCUGCGGAUAGUGAAAUGAAGUGCUGGCAGUGUGGUACGGGGGCCGGCACCACGUUUGUGAAGGACAUUGUAGAAGAUCUCCCCGCCUUGGAGAACGAGGACGGUGAGGAAGAUGGUGACAGUGAUGGUGGUGAUUUAGCCGGGGAGGGUGGUGGGGGUGCCCACACUGCAGGCGGCGGCGGCGGCGGUGGAGGUCCAGUUGCAUCGUACACAUUUUUCUACGAAUGGCUUUCUCAUGUGCAGCUGAUGGAGCGCGGGAAGGAUGUGGUGCUUCCGGCGGGAGAGAGUCUUGCCGCCGUGCUGCGUGCUGCGUAUGACCUGGCGCUGUUGUUUGUCAUGCCCGGGUUGCCGACGACGGCGGUUGCAGUGUUGCAGGGUGGUGCGUUGUACCUGAGUCUUGUGCUCCAUCGUUUUCCUGCACCGUUCCCGUUGUUUCGUUUGGCAGGCCGUGUGGAUGUGUCGCAACAACCACACAGUGCUCAUGCCACCGCCGCCUCGAGCACACGGUUGGCGGUGGGCAGGGAGGAGCAGAGGGAAGAGUUGCAGUGGGUCGACGUGGAGCUUCUCGCGGCACUCAUUGGAGUCUCAUUAUCCGACUUUUUUGAAUCUUCACAGGUGGCGGUGCAGUACUUACAAAAUGUCAUGACUGUAGCGGCGACCUUUGCCGUGCCCAGUGUGCUGUGGCACCCACAGCGUGUAGAAGGACGUGCAGAGUACAUGAUGACGUUGCGGCAGAGACGGCGGUGUUCUUCUUCACUUUACUCCACGGCGGUGUCGAGUGGCCUUUCACCGGAGCACACGGCGAUGAUUGUGGCAUUGGAGCUCGCACGUGCAUUUGACUCUCAUCCUUGUGAUUCCGUGGAACACACCGAACGCAUCGGUGCGUGGUUGGAUCGUCAUGGCCUAUAUCCACAGCGCCAAGUCUAUCACAAAAGUAGCAAUAUCAAAAACAAAAACAAUAAUAAUAAUAAUGGGAAUGAUGGUAAUUAUUAUUAUUUCCAUCAUUCUUGUCAGGGUGUUCAACAGUCGCUGGGAAAUGGUCAUGAAUCCGAUAAUUUGGCGACAACGAGUUCACCGUUAGCUGCCAUUGAUGACACGGCAUGGUGGACAUCACCGAUCACCACUGAAACAUCCCCCUUUGCCGGAACGAUGCAGGCUGUCUUGUUGUCGCCCUGUGCAAAUGCUCUUCUGUAUGUGUUUGCGAGUGCCUUCUCGAUGCCAGCGCUGGAGUUAGCGGAAAUGGCGGUGAGCAGUGGGCUUUACAGUGGCCCAACGCGCUUCUUUGACACGUUGCGGCAGGCGGCACAGUCAGGCAACUACACACUCAUGCCGCUCUCUCGGCGACUCUCGCCCAUCAUGUCUGUCUGGACGAGCGCCUACUUUGCUCUGCAUUCCGAGGACCGAUUGCCUCUUUUGGCUGCCCUGCAGCACAUGCGCGCUGCAAAUACUCGUGAGAAGGAAAUAUCUGUGGCACGUGUGGUGCAGCGCAUUCUACGCAAACAUCAUGCGUCACGUCAAUAUCAGUUUAACUACUCCAUACGCGUUGCGGACGACUCCGAGAAACAGCAGUUCAAGGGGGUGUACUUUCUUAGUUUUGUGACGGAGCGCUUUGCCGUCUACACGGGUAUCCGCUCGGCGAGAAAGACGGUGACCUUUGAUGCCGAGACAGGAAAAAUUGCGCUCUGCAUUAUUGGCGCGAAGGAGCAGCAGGUGGAGUCGCUUGACGUUCAGUUCAACGGCCCAAUUGUAGCCCAGAUUGAGACAGAGAGUGCGAAAUGUGUCAUUGACUGCGUGUGCCAGUCGUUGGGUGCGGAACUUUGGCAAGUGACGGUGCGUCAUUUGGAUCGAUGCGGUCGAGUGCGACGGCGCAUGCGUGUUCCGAUGCUCGCGUCGCGUCUCGAUGCGUUGGCCUCUGUGCGUGAGGCGACAGCGAUGGCAUCUCACCCGAUUGCGGGCCACACCACAUUGCUGGGAUGGGGCGAGACAGAGGUCCUCUUCACGUCGUUACCGGACGCGCACGACGCCGCGUACGCCGUGAGACUACGGCGGGAAUUGCAGCAGAAUCUCUUCUCUUUACCAAAACCGUCGCUUGUCUUUGGGAUUUCGGAGAAUCGUAUCAUUGCAAUGUAUGCCUCGCUGGUGGCGCUGCUGGAGCGCAUUGAGCAGCAGCUCUCACAGCCUUUAUUCGGUGCCGUCUCGUCGUUUUUGGUCUCCGCACAAAGAAGUGGCGGGUCCGCUGCAACAUGGGUGGAUGUUUUGUUGGGCGAGGAGGAUGGGGGGGAGUCGGAUGCGGUGCAUGCAGGCGGGACACGUCGGCUCAAGGACACACCGCUCUCGCAAAUGAAUGGUGGCAGUGGUCUUCCGGAGAGCCCCAUGCUCCUCCCCGCCUCCACAGCUGCAUUGAAACUGGAACAGCAGCAACAACAACAACAACAACAGCAGCAGCAUGGAGCAUCGCGGCAAACCCCGCUGCGCAGUCGAGAGGUGAGGUCCGUCCCGACGUAUCAAGAAGUCAUGUUGGGACUCGCCGGCCAUCCAGGGGGUGGCAGAAGCCGUUUGGUCCCAGGCGUCCGUGUCCGCGCCGCGCCACAUCGUGAUCGGCAGCCACGCCGUGCAGCGCAGCAGCAGUCGCCCCGACGGCUUGGCGGAGAUGCGGGAGACGGGGUAGGUCACGCCCCAUCAGCGGCGCCAGCGGGCCUGGAUUGUGUCUCCUUUAACCUUUUUUGCGCCGAGGAAUGUCGAAAGCGACUGUACCGCCUCCUGGAGUUUGUUGCAGUGUACACAGCGCGGCGGCGGAAGCGUGACAGGUCCUCCACCGCCGGUCACACGGAAGCAACGGUGGUUGCGGGUAAUGGAGAGGCGGGUGCGGCAGUUCACGCGGCGGAGGCAUUGAUGACAGGCGUGAGGAAGGAGCUUCCCUCGCCGCGGCUGAAUCACAACCCGCAGCAGCAGCCGUCAACACGUGAAAAGCCAACGCUGAGACACAAUACACCGCCCACUCGGCACGGUGCAAACCCUUUGUUGAUGCCGCAAUCAUCGCCCCGCCACGGCCCGUCGUCUGCCACGAAGCCGACUUCGCCCCCCUCGAUUGCCCCUAUACAUAAGCCACAUCACCACUGCCAUUCGCGUCGUCAGCGUCGCUCGCGCCCUGCCCCUGGGGAAAGCAGCGAUGACGGCGAUCAGGACGGGCAAAGCCCCAUCAGCUCCGUCGUGCUUCACGGCAGCAGCAGUGGUGGUGUGGAGGGAUCGCCGUACUUGCGCAAGCGCAGUCGCGUGCAACAUGAUGAGGGGCGUCACGGUGGCGUCCACGAGGAGCAGACGCGAACGGUAUCACCGCGAUCUCCCUCUUCCUCCUCCUCCCUCUCUUCUUCGUCGUCUCUUUCCCGGUCAUCGAGUGUUGGAAGUUCCUCCCUGGACACGGAGAGCAGCGCAAACCGACGGUCACACCGGCGAGGACGACGACGACGACGACGAAACGCGUAG
This is a messenger RNA of Trypanosoma cruzi, 3801 nucleotides long. RefSeq lists its product as uncharacterized. Bases 1 to 3801 code for a protein of 1266 amino acids. The record is from RefSeq and is a predicted model, not a curated record. Lineage: Eukaryota; Euglenozoa; Kinetoplastea; Trypanosomatida; Trypanosomatidae. The transcript has a single exon.